Formica exsecta is the source of this 1764-nucleotide messenger RNA. It is a transcript of the gene Pbgs, whose product is annotated as delta-aminolevulinic acid dehydratase. Gene Ontology annotation, molecular function: zinc ion binding; porphobilinogen synthase activity. The transcript is spliced from 6 exons. NCBI's taxonomy places the organism in Eukaryota, Metazoa, Arthropoda, Insecta, Hymenoptera, Formicidae. The record is from RefSeq and is a predicted model, not a curated record. Gene Ontology annotation, cellular component: cytosol. Gene Ontology annotation, biological process: heme biosynthetic process. The coding region runs from base 515 to 1558 and encodes 347 amino acids.
AUAUAUUUCGCGAGAUAAGAAUUAUUAUUGAGCAUCAUGACACGCGAGAACAAAGAAAAUAUUUUUUCAUAUCUCAUUCGUUGGUUUAAAAUAUUUUGCAAUUUUCAUGCGUUACAUCACAUCACUUGCGAAAAUCGUAGAUUGGAGCGCGGAAUGAGAAAUUUUCUGCGUGUCACGCUACUCACGCUUAUUAUGCAUUAUUCUCGGCUCCGUUUACGAAUUUCCUAAUGUUAUUCCAUGCCAAUUGAAUAUGGCACGUUCAUAAAGCUCUCAAUUUAGCCAGUCUUGCGUUUGACCAGCUCUUCAUUAUUAGGGAGGAAGAAGAAAAUCUUUUACUUGCUAUUGACUUUAUAUAUAAUCAGUCGUGAUAAUAUAUUACAUAUUUACUUGAGACAACAUGUUUGCACAUUGGAUUGUCCAAGUAUCGCACUGAUAAAAUCAAGUGGUCAUUACGUGUAGCUGUAAGAGUCAUUGCGAAUAUAUACUGUAAGCACAAAGGAGAGAUUGGAAAGCGAUGAAAAUGACGACGGUUCCAGCUAAGCAUACUCUUCAUAGUGGAAUUUUUCAUCCUGUCUUACGACAGUGGCAAUCUCCAAAUAUAGAGAUCACUGUCAAUAAUCUUAUGUAUCCUAUAUUCGUAUCGGAUGAGAAAACUAAUAAAGACGCCAUUAAUAGUAUGCCUGGUGUAUACCGUUAUGGCAUUAAUCAGUUGGAGAACAUGUUGCAACCUUUAAUUGCCAAAGGACUGCAGUCUGUCUUAUUAUUUGGCGUAUCGCAACAUCUUGAUAAAGACGAAAUUGGAAGCAACGCCGACAGUGCAAGAAAUCCUAUUAUUCAAGCUGUACCAUUAUUGCGAAAAAAGUUUCCCAAUUUAUUGGUAGCAUGUGACGUUUGUUUAUGUCCAUAUACAAUUCAUGGACACUGCGGUAUUCUAAAAAACGAUGGUAGCAUAAAUAAUGCAGACAGUAUUCAAAGGAUUGCUGAAAUAGCUGUGUCGUAUGCAAAAGCUGGCGCACAAAUUGUUGCACCGUCCGACAUGAUGGAUGGCAGGAUAAGUGCAAUAAAACAGAGUCUAGCUGCUGCUGGAUAUUCAAAUAAAGUAGCAGUUUUAUCAUAUGCUGUAAAAUUCGCGUCAGGGCUUUACGGACCUUUCCGGGACGCAUCGCAGUCUGCUCCCAAGUUCGGCGAUCGCAAGUGCUAUCAGUUGCCACCUGGUAGCAACGGUUUGGCAGCUAGAGCUGCUGCAAGAGAUGUAGAUGAAGGAGCAGAUAUGUUGAUGGUAAAGCCAGGACUGCCUUAUUUGGACGUGGUACGGCAUACGAAGGAUGCACAUCCGCAAUAUCCUAUAUUUGUGUAUCAAGUGUCGGGAGAAUAUGCCAUGCUAUAUCAUGGUGCACAAAACGGCGCGAUAAAUUUGGAGAACGUGCUGAACGAAAUAUUACUUUCCAUGAGAAGAGCGGGUGCUGACUGUAUCAUAACAUAUUUUACGCCAUUGAUCUUGGAUAUGCUGCAGUCGAAAAUGCCUUUGUGUUAUAAUGCUAAUGAAAUAAUGAUGUAAGAUGGUGCGUUAUUACGAACAGACGUUUCACUUAACUCACUACCUGUUACCUGAGAUAACGGGCGGAUACCGUUACACCACGUUACACUGAAUGUCGCGGUGCGCGCGAAGCACAACUGGAAUAACACGUUCAUCCGCGGCUAUUUAUUUCACAUAUAAUCUUGUACAAUGCCUGUUUGAUUUUGUACAAUAAACUGAAAAAAAAA